Molecule: messenger RNA, 4859 nt
Organism: Owenia fusiformis
Lineage: Eukaryota; Metazoa; Annelida; Polychaeta; Sabellida; Oweniidae
Source: the annotation of a GenBank genome assembly
UUAUAUGAAAACUUCAUGUGACUCAGGAUUUGUCAACAAUGACAUUAUAGAUUUAUGUGUCCAAGAGUCGAGGAGAGUAGACACUAAAAUACCAGUCACAGACUUAGCCAGUGGUAACAUUUUCAGAAAUAUAUACUGUGCAAUAUGUAACAAUGCGACAGAGCUUCACUUCUGGAACAUGAGCCUUCAUUGUGAUGUCAGAAAAUACCAAAACAUUUCAAUUUUCGAUGCUGACAUGUUUGACCCAUACCCGAAUCAAGACUGUGCAUUUGAGUAUACACCCAACCAUAUGGAUGAGAUUGAUGUCCGAGAGUGCAUGAUGGCCAUUUCAGAUUGUGACAAUUGUGAGGAGAAUAAGUUGGCCCUAUGUAAAACCUAUGGAUUGGAGCUAGUGGUUGAUCCUCAAACUGGCCUGGUGUACCAUAACAAGUACUGCAUGAACACAUCACAAGUGGCCCCUCUCAAGUUAUGUGAUCAGAUAGAACAGUCCAAAACUGUUCAGGACAUUGAAUGGUAUGACAUCAAUGUGGUGAGUGAAGGGAAUGGUAGUAUGUUACUCUCUGUGGCUAUUCAAGGUGUCUCAACACAUGGUGAUGAAGAUCAGAUGAUGUUUCAGUGCUCCUUAGCUGAGCAGGGUGAAUUUGUUUCAUGUCCCUCUAGGUAUGAUCUUGUAGAUGGUGAAUGUGUUACUGAUGGUGCCUUGUUCCUUUUCAAUAUUACCUCAGUUAUUUACAGGCUUGUUCCUGGUGUGCUCAUCAGUCUAGAUAGCUAUAAUGCUAGGCUCGUAGACAUCCUCCAGCAAUUUCUUACUCUCGUUGGCAACAUGAAUAUUAUCACAGAGCAAUCCAUCUGGAAUUUUUCCCCAUUUAAACUUGAACAGAAGAAUGUGAUUCAUGUUUAUUUCCCAGCUUAUACAUCAGCUGAUGCUAUAGUGAAAGCAUUUGAAACAGUCACUGAUAACAUAUUUGGUCUCCAGUCUGGUAACACUUCUACGACUAAACUGAGUAUUAGCUACAUGUUUAUCUAUGGGGUGUAUGGGGUGUCGAAUGUGACUGAGCCAGAAGGCUGGACGAGCGACAGUAUACGUGGUCUUGUCACUCUCACUUGUCUCCUUAUAUCGUCUGCUUUGCUUAUUGUUCGCAUUAUUCUUCAGUCCUUCAUCCGCGUCUUUCACAAUCAUCAUGGUAAGGUGCAAUGUUGUCUGACAGGCUCUAUACUUGCUGCAAAUGUUUCCUUUCUGAUGCGUGGUGUUUACCUAGUCACAAGUGUACCCUGGGUAUGCACUGCUAUGGCUAUCAUCACCCACUGGUUCUACCUUCAUAUGUUUACCUGGAUGCAGGUAGCAACUUAUGAUAUCUACACCAAAUUCAGCAAGUCUUUUGCCAAUCUGGUUAUCCAGAAGCAAGACUUGGGCUACUUGGGUGUUCUUUAUGCUAUCACUAUUCCAUCUAUCAUUGUUAUAACUGCAGUGAUUGUUGAUUUUGUUCUGCCUGAAGACAAUCCCUUCACUCCUAAUUAUGGCUCUGAGGUCUGCUGGAUAUCCCAACAGUAUGCCUUGCUCACCUUCUUCAUUGCUCCCAUGGCUAUCAUCCUCAUCGGUAACGCAGCUAUGUUCUUUGUUACUGUCCAAGCGAUCUUUCGCAAUGGCAACAACCUUCUCACCCCUAAUAUACAGCAGCGCAAAGCUCACAUGAUUGGUGUGUAUCUACGUCCUUUAACAAUGGUUGGAUUGACAUGGUUCAUUGGUUUAUUAGCCAAUGUUAUCUCUGUAGACCCAGUGUGGUACCUCUAUAUUGUCUUGAAUGCCCUCCAAGGGGCUUUCCUUGUCAUGUCAGCUCUCUGCUCCAGGCGUGUUUUUGACAGCAACUCAAAGUCCAAGAGACACAAGACCACAAACUUUCCCUCUUCAAGUACAAGUCAGCUUUCUAUAUUCUCAUUCAAAUUGUAGAACUGAAUAACCCAGAUGCGAGUAGAAAUAAUCUUGAUUUACGUCAUUAAAAAUUCAAAACUCAGUCAAAGUAAUAUCAUAUUUAAAAUCUACAUGUAAAAUUACAUCUAGAAAUGUGGUUUUAAAAAGUGUUUAUCAACUUUGAAAAAUUAAUUUUCUUUGAAAAUGUGACUUCUAGCUCGGGGAGAUUCCCCAUAGACCCCAUGCUAUAAAAUCACAAAAAAUGAAAUAUCUUUUCUUUUAGUGGACAGAUAAUAUUUUGCUUUACUGGACAUAUUUUCAUUAGUAUAAGUAUCAGACACAUAAGGGUUAUAUUAAAAUUAAGCCACUUAAAUUGAUAAUAUUCAAGCUUAAGGGAACUUUCUUAUAUACCUGCCAUGUUAAUUGACCCGAAUCAGCCACCUGGUGGUGAAACUGGUAACUACCUACUCGCAUUUGGGUAAUUAUGACCAGGGGCUUAGCCAAAAGAUCUAAAAUUAGGAAAGUCAAAUAUUAAUAGGUAGGGAAAAUUUAAGCUAAAUGAGGUAUACUACUUAACACCCUUUGAGCUCAUUUUUCAGUUUUAAUGGAAAACGACAUCUGAAAAAUAUAUAUUUAUGUAAAUCUUUUCUGAGAAAGUGUCCUGAUACUGAAUAUCCAGCAGGCCUCAGAACCAUAUUUAGGAGAAAAUAAGAACAUUUUAUGAUUUAAUGUUAAAGGCAUACUUGAAAUGGUCUUUUCAAAUUAAAGAUGGAGAUUGUGUUGGUUGACAUAUAAAAACUAUCAAGCAGUAUAUGGAAUGUAGAAUUUAUGAUAAUGUUUUACUCGCUAUAUUAAGUGAUAGCUAUUAUAUCGCUUGACAUACAAAGAUAUUUUUAUAAAGCUGUUGUAGAUAAUGAGAAAGAAUUGCUUGACAUGUGAAAAUGAUGAUUAUUUUGAUAUCAGGCUAUUUUAGAGAUUUUAUGUUGAUAAGCAAACAAUGCCCAACAUGUAUUUUGGUAAUGCCACAGAGUAAAUGCUUGAAGACAUGAAUAGAACAUUGCUUGGUAUUGUUUUAGAGAUUUUAUGUUGAUGAGUAAAAAUUGCUCAACAUGUUUUGUGAUAAUUUUAGAGAGUAAAUGCUUGAUGAUACAAAGAGAGAACAAUUUGCUUGGCAUUGUUUUAUAGAUUUUAUGUUGAUAAGCAAAAAUUGCUCAACAUGUAUUGGGAUAAAUUUAGAGAGUAAAUGCUUGAUGAUACAGAGAGAACAUUGCUUGGUAUUGUUUUAGAGAUUUUAUGUUGACAAGUGAAAAUUGCUCAACAUGUAUUGUGAUAAUGUCACAGAGUAAAUGCUUGAUGAUACAGAGAGAACAUUGCUUGGUAUUGUUUUAGAGAUUUUAUGUUGAAAAGCAAAAAUUGCUCAACAUGUAUUGUGAUAAUUUUAGAGAGUAAAUGCUUGAUGAUACAGAGAGAACAUUGCUUGGUAUUGUUUUAGAGAUUUUAUGUUGAAAAGCAAAUAUUGCUCCACAUGUAUUGUGAUAAUUUUAGAGAGUAAAUGCUUGAUGAUACAGAGAGAACAUUGCUUGGUAUUGUUUUAGAGAUUUUAUGUUGACAAAUGAAAAUUGCUCAACAUGUAUUGUGAUAACUUUAGAGAGUAAAUGCUUGAUGAUACAGAGAGAACAUUGCUUGGUAUUGUUUAAAAGAUUUCAUGUUGAUAAGUGAAAAUUGCUUAACAUGUAUUGGGAUAAUGUCACAGAGUAAACGCUUGAUGAUACAGAGAGAACAUUGCUUGGUAUUGUUUUAGAGAUUUUAUGUUGAAAAGCAAAAAUUGCUCAACAUGUAUUGUGAUAAUUUUAGAGAGUAAAUGCUUGAUGAUACAGAGAAAACAUUGCUUGGAAUUGUUUUAGAGAUUUUAUGUUGAAAAGCAAAAAUUAUGUAUUGUGAUAAUGCCACAGAGUAAAUGCUUGAAGAUACAGAGAGAACAUUGCUCGGUAUUGUUUUAGAGAUUUUGUGUUGAUAAGUAAAUAUUGCUCAACAUGGCGUGUUGUGAAAAUGCCACAGAGUAAAUGGUAAUUGAUGAUACAGAGAGAGAGAGAGAGCAUUGCUUGGCAUGUACAUACAGUGUAUUAUGAAAGUGGUGUAAGGUUAUUUUAUCUGUUUUGAAAUAUUGCUGGACAAUAUAUUAUAAUGGUAGUACAUGUAUGUUGUUUUAGUUAUUUCAUGUUAAUGAGCAAGUAUAGUUUUGCUAAAAAUGUAGAUACAGUAGAACCUGUAAUCCGAACACCUGUCUUUGACCACCUCUCAAUGUAAACACUUCUUCUUGUUCUCAAUUUUGUAAUUCCUCAUUAAGUUGCACAGUAAGAACAUUGAUGUGUUAAUGUCUUAACUUAAAUAUACUAUAGAUUUGUUUGAUUUUUAUCAUGAAUAGUAUAUAUAGACAUGUAAAACACAUUCCAAGAGAUUUUGGCAACAUCUGUCACCAUGGCAAUGAAUUAAUGGACUUAAAACAUUUUAGCAUGUUUGUAACAUACAAGGUGAUCGAAUAAAAAAGUAACCCACUUUUCACCUUUUUGCUUCGGGGUAGUGUUCAUUCAUCCAAUGUCUUAGAACAAAUUAUUUGUACAAAUCAUGAUAUAUAGUGGCAUAUAUUACAAGCCAAUUUAAUGAAAAUGAUAGAUGUGUUAUAGUUUGUUAGAUGUUUUAUGAUAUGGAGAAAAUAACACAAAUACGCACAUACAAAUGAUGAAAUGUGUAGGGUUUAUAUAUGUUUAAAUGAGAGAUAAUCGCUUGAGAUGUGAAAAUAAUGAUAUUGGUAAUAUUGUAUUGUUUAAAUGAUUUUAUGAUAUGGAGAAAACAUUGAUUGGCAUACAUAUUAAUUAUGAUAAUGGCUAGGGUUUUUAUGUGUGAACAAAUGAGAAAGAAAGAUGAGAAUGAUUAUGAUACAGCAUUGUUU